Messenger RNA from Dryobates pubescens (Downy woodpecker), 1658 nucleotides. RefSeq names its product monoacylglycerol O-acyltransferase 1 (gene MOGAT1). The record is from RefSeq and is a predicted model, not a curated record. NCBI's taxonomy places the organism in Eukaryota, Metazoa, Chordata, Aves, Piciformes, Picidae. Gene Ontology annotation, molecular function: diacylglycerol O-acyltransferase activity. The transcript has 6 exons. Gene Ontology annotation, biological process: triglyceride biosynthetic process; diacylglycerol biosynthetic process. Gene Ontology annotation, cellular component: endoplasmic reticulum membrane. The coding region runs from base 68 to 1072 and encodes 334 amino acids.
GCGGCAGGCGGAUUGGGGCCAGUGCCGCGGGUCCCUGCCUCCCUGCGCUGCUCUUCCCGCUGGCAGCAUGAAGAUCGAGUUUGCCCCGCUCAACGUGCCCUUGCAGAGGAGAAUCCAGACGGUCGCCGUGCUGCAGUGGAUCUUCUCCUUCCUCCUGCUGGCGGAGGUUUGCUGUGGAUUGUUUGUCAUCCUGAUCCUGAGCAACUUCUGGUUCCUCGCUGUUCUGUACCUGCUGUGGCUGUACCUUGACUGGGAAACACCCUGCAGAGGCGGCCGACGGUCCCAGUGGGUCAGAAGCUGGGCUGUUUGGAGUUACUUUAGGGAAUACUUUCCCAUUCACCUUAUAAAAACGUCAGAUCUGAGUCCAAAUCACAACUACUUACUUGGUUUUCACCCUCAUGGGGUCCUGGUAGCUGGAGCCUUUGGAAACUUCUGCACUGGUUCAGGCUUCAGAAAUCUGUUUCCUGGGCUUACUCCGUACCUUCAUAUCAUGCCCAUCUGGUUCGGCUGCCCCUUCUUCAGGGAAUAUGUAAUGAGUGCUGGAAUGGUUUCUGCAUCCAAGGAGAGCGUCUCGCACGUGCUGAGUAACAAAAGAGGUGGCCACGCGGCCGUCAUCGUGAUCGGAGGAGCAGAGGAGUCUCUGAAUGCACAUCCUGGAAAUUUAACUUUGAACAUCCUGAAGAGGAAGGGCUUUAUUAAAAUGGCCUUGAAGCAUGGGGCUCAUCUGGUCCCCAUUUUUUCCUUUGGUGAGAAUGAGCUAUUCAAGCAAGUUGCAAACCCCAAAGGUUCAUGGCUCAGGAACAUACAGGAGAAGCUGCAGAAGAUAAUGGGCUUUGCUUUACCACUGUUUCAUGCGAGAGGAAUAUUUCAAUACAGCUUUGGCUUAAUACCUUACAGGCGACCUAUUCAUACUGUGGUGGGAAGCCCCAUCCCUGUAAAACAGAACCUGAACCCCACUACUGAAGAGAUUGAACAGCUCCAUGCAUUGUAUCUACAGAAACUCAGAACAUUAUUUGAAGAACACAAAAGAAAUUAUGGGAUCCCUGAGCAUAAAACUCUCAUUUUCGAGUAGGGAAUGACAAUCUGCAUUUCCAAACCUUAUGGAAAAAGCCAAUGUAUGGUGAAAGAUGCCUUUCUUGCAAUCUGUAUUUUGCAACCUGUAAUUAUCCUUGUGUAAGGAACAAUUUUAAGAAGGGAUUAUUAGAUGGCUUAUUGAUUUUUAUCUUACUGUAUUGGGAAAAAAAUAAUCCUUAGGGUGUGAGCCUUGAAGCCAGGGCUGGUUUGAGUUGUCCUUUUAGCUUCAUCCAUACCAGAAAUGGUAGUGAGGGACUCCAUGCAGAUGUUUGUACAGCCAUAGCUUGAGCAGAAAUUGCCUGAGCAUGAGAACAUGAGCAGGAACAGUAGAAACCUGAGAAGUCUUUGCUGAGGAGUUCAGAGACUUACCGGCAUGUGUCAAACACAACAGCAGGUUGGUCUCUGAAAAGCAGGAGACCCUGCUGCUCUUCCAUUGGAGUGAAGGUGUAUGCUUGCUGCAGAGGGCUUUUAGAAGCUAUUUGCAUGUGGAUUCAAGACUAAAUAGGAGCUUUCUGCCCUGGAAAGGAUAUCAGCAAAAGUGGUUUGUCCAAGUUAGGGAGCAGAGUAGACCCUGUCUGGAGGAG